Suillus fuscotomentosus is the source of this 685-nucleotide messenger RNA. RefSeq lists its product as uncharacterized. Lineage: Eukaryota; Fungi; Basidiomycota; Agaricomycetes; Boletales; Suillaceae. Bases 195 to 512 code for a protein of 105 amino acids. The transcript is spliced from 3 exons. The record is from RefSeq and is a predicted model, not a curated record.
GGCGUCUCCGUGGUGGUGAAUCUGUGAAUCUCGCAAAGUAUCUGCACUAGGGCUAGGGCAUAACAUUCGCAACCAUGAAUUGUGAAACGAGAAAUAAGCUACAGUUACUAUCUCUUUAUCUUCAAAAUCUCCCCGAAACCAUUCCUUUGAUUCUAAUAAACUAAAAACACCAUACAAACCUCUCGUCAAGUGGCAUGAUAUGGAAUCCACUAUCCUUGGCAAGCGGUCCACUGAAGAUUUGCCUCCCGCUGGUCGAAUGCCUCCUCCACCUGAAGCAGGGACAGUGGACUCGGAGUCGGACAGCAGAGUUUGACAAUGGCGCAGAUUGGUUGGAUGGUCCAGCUGCUCUUUCAGAGUUUAGAACAGUGGAGAAAGAUUUGUUCGUGCUUGCGGCAUCCAGCGGUAUUGAUUUGUGUGCACCAGUCGGGUUCUGCACCAACAAAGAAGGCCGCAAAAACCUUGUCUCGUCCGUCCCUGACCCUUCUGCUUGGGACGAGUGGAAAGUUGAAUAACUCACCUAAUUCACUGUAAUUCACAGUACAUUUGACCUGAUUCACCUGUAAAAUAGCGUUAAUUUACAGACAUGUUAAUCUACGGUAAUUCACAGUGGUGAAUUUGAAGGCCUCUGGACGCACUGUAAAUUUACCCUGUGAAUUUCGGACAGUUCCAAAUUGACCGUACACUA